Molecule: messenger RNA, 345 nt
Organism: Prunus avium (sweet cherry)
Lineage: Eukaryota; Viridiplantae; Streptophyta; Magnoliopsida; Rosales; Rosaceae
Source: RefSeq, a predicted model, not a curated record
AUGGAUGCAAAGCCAAUUUCUACACCAGUUUCCAGUGGGCAAAAAUUGAGUGCUUAUGUUGGUGAACCGCAUACUGAUCUUGAGACCUACAGAAGCAUUGUGGGCGCCUUGCAGUAUCUAACAAUCACUUGCCUAGAUUUAUCUUAUGUUGUAAACCAAGUUUGCCAAUUUAUGCAUUCUCCGAAGUCUCCUCAUUGGCUAGCAGUCAAGCGCAUCCUGCGUUAUCUUAAAUCCUCUUAUGAUUAUGGUAUUGUUCACAAGCCCGGCAGUUUGCAAGUUAAUGCUUUCUCGGAUGCAGACUAUGCCGGUGAUCCGGAUUCUCGACACUCAACCAGUGGAUAUUGA